AUGCCUUCAUUCACAUUUACCAUUCACCGUCGCCGUUUCCUUUUUUCUCUGGAAGCCGAGUGGCAUCCUGCACUCGCCAAAACCAGUAAUAGAAAAGAAAGUAGGGUACUCAUAGCGAACUGCGUAAGCGCCGGCGUGUGCGCUUCGCAGAACAUAGAGAAGUUGUGGAAGGCGCGCUGUAGGUUUGACAUGAAGACAGUAUACAUUGUAGCGAUGUGCGCAGGCGGUGGCGGACUUCUUUGUAUCCUCUUGGUAAUCACCAUAUGCGUCCUCCGCAAGCGAACGAAGACGAGCAAUACCGACGACGACGACAGCGCCGCGCAAAGUGGAUGUGCACUUCACUACAUAGAUAUGUCCGGUAAUGAACGCGUCCUUGAUGUGAACGCAUUGGGUGCCAGAGACGGAAUCACACUGUUGGCCACUAUUGCUAAUCACUGCGGCGUGCAAGACUCUUCGGCGAUUGCACUCACGUAUGUGAAUGAUGCUCGUCGGUGUGUUGAAGUCGAUCCUGAUCUUCUGCUCCGAAGCGAUGGGGAGUUGUCCGACCGGCUGAUGCAGAGCAAGUUUUUCCCACUAAGGCUGGGAUGGCGUGUGAAGCCACCACAACCAGAACAGAAAAGGCACCAAAAACAGCGUGUCGAUGAGGACGCUAAGGCUUGUAGUGCUGAGGAAAGCCGUAUUGCAACAAGAAUCCACGAAUGCCCUCAAGAGAUGGCGAAUGGCAGCUACAAGGAUGUAGUUGGCUCCACCCCGCUUCCACUUAUUCUACCAACCAACUCGCACAUCACAUCCAGCAACCCCAUAACAAUUACUGCGGCACAGUACACCGUUGAAGGCUCUAACUACGUGCUGGAUGUGAACACUGUCGUCGCGAUGCAAGAGGCGUUACGUCAGCAUACGCCCCGGUCCAUUUUACUGGAAGAUGGCUCAGUUAUACUUGUCGACCCCGCGAGGCGAACGGUGUGCUUGAGAACUCCUCAAGGCAAUCAAUGCGCGGUAACGGAGCAUCCAGCUGGUGAACUCAAAUAUACCAUUGAUAACAAGGGCGCUGGCCAGUGGUACCCAUAUAGAUGUCCCAUAUAUUUGCCACCCGGGCGGUGGUGUGUGAGGGCGGAGGCUUCGAGUGCGGAUCAUCGUCGCGUUCGAACAACCUCCCGAGUUUUCACAGUAGAUGUUGUUGAGAAAUGA
Messenger RNA from Trypanosoma brucei brucei TREU927, 1188 nucleotides. RefSeq lists its product as hypothetical. The record is from RefSeq and is a predicted model, not a curated record. Bases 1 to 1188 code for a protein of 395 amino acids. NCBI's taxonomy places the organism in Eukaryota, Euglenozoa, Kinetoplastea, Trypanosomatida, Trypanosomatidae. The transcript has a single exon.